This is a messenger RNA of Uranotaenia lowii, 1565 nucleotides long. Its product is annotated as probable cytochrome P450 6a13. The transcript has 2 exons. The record is from RefSeq and is a predicted model, not a curated record. The coding region runs from base 27 to 1565 and encodes 512 amino acids. NCBI's taxonomy places the organism in Eukaryota, Metazoa, Arthropoda, Insecta, Diptera, Culicidae. Gene Ontology annotation, molecular function: monooxygenase activity; oxidoreductase activity, acting on paired donors, with incorporation or reduction of molecular oxygen; iron ion binding.
CAUAGGUCACAUCACAUCCUUCAGCAAUGUUCAUCUACUUUUUACUGGUCCUUCUACUGGCAUUGUAUUGCUGGAUACAAAGCUGUUAUAGCUAUUGGAGCCGUCGGAAUGUCCCACACGCCCCUCCAACUUUUCCAUUCGGAAAUUUGCGAGAACUCCAGCAAAAGCCAAUGUUCUUGUCGCUAACGGAAUUUUACAACCGCCACAAAGCUCCGGGUGUAAAGUUUAUCGGCCUUUACUCGUUCCUCAAACCAGUAGUUCUCAUCGCCGAUUUGGACAUGAUGAAGGAUGUGUUACUGAAGGAUUUCGAAUAUUUCCAUGACCGCGGAAUCUACAACAACGAUAAAGCUAAUCCAAUUGGAGCACAUUUGAUCACCCUCGAAGGUACUCGGUGGAAAAAUGUUCGCAGCAAACUAACGCCAGCGUUUACUUCUGGAAAAAUAAGACUGAUGUAUCCAACGAUGAAGGACGUUGCCAAGCGACUGUGGAAGCAGGUACAGUUUGAACUGGAUCAUGGGGAUGAAAUCGAGAUGAAGGACAUAUUUGCCAGAUUUACUACAGACGUGAUUGGUAGUUGUGCGUUUGGACUAAAUUGCGACAGCUUGGAAAAUCCCAAAGCCAUUUUUAGAGAAAUGGGACGGGUGGCAACGGAACAGUCUGCGAAAACUAAAUUUUUACGUGAUUUCUGCAACACGUUCCCGAGGCUGGGGAUAGCUUUAGGGAUUAAGGUCAUUGAUGACGAAGUAGAGAAAUUUUUCUUCGAUACAGUUAGAGAAACCAUCAAUCACCGAAAGGCCAACAAUGUGAGACGAGGAGAUUUCUUGGAUAUUUUGAUCAGAAUGCAGAAGGAUGAAACUUCUUCUGGAGAGGCUAAUGAUUUGGGGGGAUGGCAAUUUCAUGAAAUUGUUGCCCAAUGCUUUGUAUUUUUCUUAGCUGCAUUCGAAACAUCCUCCACAGCCAUGUCAUUUUGUAUGUACGAGCUUGCUCGUAAUCCAGAAUUGCAAGAGAAAGCUCGGCUCGAGAUUGAACAAGUCUUGGCCAAGCAUGGUUCAUCAUUCACCUACGAAGCUAUUCAUGAAAUGAAAUAUCUUGAAAACUGUAUCAAUGAAAGUAUGCGCCUCUAUCCUCCGGCAUCAAUUUCGACAAGGGUAGUUACCAAGGAUUACCACGUGCCAGAAAUGAACGUGACCAUCGAAAAAGGAACUCGAGUGAUGCUGCCAUUUCACGCCUUCCACAACGAUCCAGCUAAUUAUCCGGAACCGGAAAGAUUCGACCCGGACAGGUUUACCCCAGAAACGAUGGCUUCCUGGCAUCCGCUGCAGUUUAUGCCGUUCGGAUAUGGCGCCCGCAACUGCAUCGGCAUGCGCUUCGGAAUGAUGCAGAUUCGAUUGGGGAUGGCGUACCUGCUGAAAAACUUCCGCUUCAUGUUGUCCCCGAAAACUUCAGUUCCGCCACAAUUUAAUCCUGUGAAUAUCCUGACCGGAUUCCAAGGAGGAUUGUGGAUAAACGUUGAGAGUGUUGAGCACGUUGAAAGUGCUCAGAAAAUGAGAACUUUUUCAGAGUAG